Molecule: messenger RNA, 1506 nt
Organism: Grosmannia clavigera kw1407
Lineage: Eukaryota; Fungi; Ascomycota; Sordariomycetes; Ophiostomatales; Ophiostomataceae
Product: RNA-binding protein
Exons: 7
Coding region: 1-1506 (501 amino acids)
Cellular component (GO): ribonucleoprotein complex; cytosol; nucleus
Molecular function (GO): poly(U) RNA binding; mRNA 3'-UTR binding; poly(A) binding
Source: RefSeq, a predicted model, not a curated record
AUGGCAGUUUUUCAACAGCAGCCCGCGGAGAAUGGCGGCCAUGCACGCCGUGGAAGAAACACCCCUAUUUUUGUCGGCAACUCUGAUGCUGCUCUUCACCAUCAGGGAGCAACUGGUACUCCCGCUCAUUUGCAGGAAGAUGGCCUUGGCGGCCUCAUGACCCAAUUCCGCGCAAUGGGACUCGCCAAUGGCAACAUGGCUCCUGCUGGUCCGGCCAUGCAUGGCAUCAAUCCCGGCACCUUUGUCACUGGUGCUGACGGCAGCAUUCUUUUUGCUGCACCGUAUGCUGGCCCGCUUCACCCAAUUCUUGCUGAGCAUCAUGCAUAUGGGACGGCUGCAUACCCCAUCCAAUAUUCCGCCGGCGGGUACCCUGCUGCAUAUGCCACGGGCUCAAUGAUUCCCCUCACUCCGGGACGUCCAAUGGCCUAUGGUGAUCGUGUCCCGCGCGAUCUUCCCAUCUUGGAGAAUCGCCGAAGCUCAUACUCGACCUCUGCAACCGAGUCCACUCCGACCACGCCGUAUUUUGGUCAUAUUUCUGACCGCAACGGUGGCACUCGAGUCGCGUCGCUUGAGCGGUCGUCAUUCACGACGCCAUCUCCUCGUGAUACAACCACAUAUGUUCCCGGCAAUCAGGCCAAGAUUGCCAUCGAUCCUGAAAUUGAGCGUCUGCUCGCCGUGGACCCACCAGUUCCCAAGGCGGUCCCCGCGGUUUGGACCGACCACGUCAAGCCUAUGGAACAGUGCCUUAAGAACCGCAUUCAGGAACGCUUUGGAGAGGUCGAGCAGUCGAAGGCCAUCAUUGACACAGCCACUGGUGCUUGCAAGGGAUUUGGUUUUGCCAAGUUCCGUGAUGUGAAGAAUUCCGAGAAGUGCAUUCGUGGCUUUUAUCGUCUUGGAUAUGAGGUUGGUUUUGCCAGAGAAAGUUUCAAUGCUCGCCUGAAAGCAGAGGGUGAUGAGUCUUCGACCAACCUGUAUAUCUCGAACCUGCCGAAAGACAUCAACGAAGCCAUGUUGAAUCACAUUUUCGAGCCUUUCCAUGUUGUCUCCAGCAAGAUUCUCCGCGAUUCCAUGGGAAACAGCCGUGGUGUUGGCUUUGCGCGAUUCGAUACUCGCGACAUUUGUGAGAAAGUGAUCAAGCAUUUCAACGGCAUCACAGUCGGCCAAGACCACUUCGUCAUGCAAGUCCGCUAUGCCGACACACCUUCGCAAAAAGAGCUCAAGCGAAUCACUGCCGAGCGCCGCCAAUACCGCACGAAUGAAUACAACAUUGGCGCCUAUGGCACACACGCGGUCGGGAUGAACCCUUCUAUCUACGGGCCUGCUGUAUGGAACCGCCGUCCUCAGGGAAGCACUGGACACAGACAGGAAGAAGUCAAUGACGUACACUCUGCCUCUUCCGAGGAGGGCUCGGCAGACGAGGGUGCUACAGUCAUUGAACCUUCGAUUGCAGGAUCCGAAUUUUGUGGCUCACCAAAGCCUUCUUCUGUUGAAGCAAUUGAUGUUUAA